This is a messenger RNA of Physcomitrium patens, 4468 nucleotides long. NCBI's taxonomy places the organism in Eukaryota, Viridiplantae, Streptophyta, Bryopsida, Funariales, Funariaceae. The record is from RefSeq and is a predicted model, not a curated record.
GAGAAUAAUCUAGUUAUGCUUGUCAGUGUCUCGGGGUUUGGUUUUGGCCGGUUCUUUUGUGAGGAGAAGUAAUACGGUACCCCUUCCUGGCUUCUAAGAUUGCGUCUUGUUUAUAUCUGCCUGAAACAGCUGCUGGAUAUGGAUAUUCACAUCGUACGGGUUGUUUUCAAGGCGGUCAGGCAGAGAUGGCGAGAAGACCGGGCCAGCGGUGACAGCACCGAAGGAAGGGCCGCUCUUGACUGCAGUCCCACACACGUCCCACUCUAUCUUUCCCUUUUCCGCCUCAGCCGUCGUCAUCUUCGUCGUAGAAUAGGCAGAGUAGCUAGGGAGAAGGGUAGAGUGAGGGGGAAAGAGAGAAGAUUUUCAUUCAACUUUCCUUUCUUAAGUUCCUCACCAGUUGCGGCUGCAACAGUAGGCUACAGUGAGAAAGCAAACAAUCCAGAGAGGAGAGGGGAUACUAAUUUUAUCAUCUUGACUGGUCGGUUGAUUCUUUGGUUCAUUUAUUUUGCCUUCUUUGCUCACCGUCGGAUAUAUACGCUGGUUUGGCAGAAAAAUUUUAACCGCAAGAAAGUUGAUGUUGCGAUGAGAUGUGCGGCAUGAGAGUUGGCGCGAAGUUAGUGGCGGUACGGGUUUGAUGUGGAGACUUUCUCAGAGGCACCUUGUAGGAACACAUGGUUUUUUUUUUUUUUUUUUCUUUUCUUUUUCUUUCCGAUGUGCAUUUGUCGGCAUUCUCUCCCGCUCGCGAGUGUUGAUUUUCGCUAUUCUCAUGAAGUAAUCGAGGUAGUGUGAGAGCCAAGUAGUGUAGCGAGUUGGCUUCCGUUCUGUCUGUGCUGUGAUAAAUCGUGUAGGGGAACCGCAUCUAGGAGCACACUGAGGCUUAAUAAGGGGACGCGGCAGCUGCUUGGCUUGAAUCGUCAGUCUCGAACUUCUUUUUAACUUUUCUCCUGCAUUGUUAGGAUAAACCGUGAUAAGCCAUCCAACAUUUGCUUCGUUUUCACAUGCAGGUGUAGGGAUUGUUGGAGACAACGCUCCAGUUUAGAGCCUGAUGACUGACAGUAGGAGAUUGUUUUGCACAUUUUCAAUGACUAUCUAGUUUUCUCUCUUGUGCGUCUUGAUUCUCCGUGCGCGAGGGAUAAGUCUUCGGACUUGUCCAGCAUAACACCCGCCGAACACAGGACACACAUUUUUAAUUGAGUUUUAGUAAUGCGCUUAAUAUUCUUACGCGCAGACUCAGGUCUUUUACAGGAAUGCCAAAAUUCCUAUGCAGCGAUUAAAGUCGCUCGAAGAUUUUUCUAAGAUGACCGCACCUCCGAAGAUCUCCCCACCAGGAGAGAGGUCAAUUGUGACGGGAGGUGCGGGGCCAUCGUCAUCCGGACCGUCAGCUGGUGCAAAUGCUGCCUGCGCAGCAUGCAAGUAUCAGCGUCGCAAAUGUGCAACGGACUGUCCAUUAGCUCCCUAUUUUCCUCCAGAUCAACCGAAGAGAUUUCUUAAUGUGCACAGACUGUUUGGUGUGAGUAGUAUUCUGCGUAUACUGCGACAGGUGGAUCCAGAAAAACGUGAGGACACGGUGAAAUCAAUUGUGUAUGAGGCUGAUACUCGAGAGAAAGAUCCAGUGCAUGGGUGUCUAGGGGUUAUCCGCUUGCUUCAGAACCAGGUCAACAAGCUCAAAGAUGAGGUUGUAGUAGCGCGGGAGCAAUUGUACUUGAUGGAACAGCAACACACUUCUUCCAUUUUACAGCAGAACUAUGGACACCAGCAUGCAGGGGGCCAGGCAGAUUACCAUCAUUACCAUUUACAACCGCAGUAUCGUGCGAGUACAUCACAUCAGGGUGGGAGUUUUCAUGAUCCUGCUCAUGGACAAAAUCUGACUUACCAGGACAGUAGAUCAUCACAUGGUGCAUAUUCUGAUCACGCGAGGUAUCUGGUUGAUUCUGAUUCAGAUUUGCAUGGAAACAGUAUGCUCGGCCAACAAAUAAUAAAGGACUUCAAUAACGCACUGCAACAACUCCGACCCUCUGUUUUUCCUAACGACCUGGGGAUACUUGACGACUGGAGCCGCACAUUCGGCGGUCUGGCCCUCCAGUCAGUCCAUCAGUUGGUCCAGAAUUUUCGAAUGAUCCAAUGCAGCUCCAAUUCGUUUGUAAGCAAGUUCUUUGAUUAGUCGUAUCAAACUAAAGAAUGCGGCAGUUGAGCAAAAGUGUUGGCAUGUCACAUACCAGUGCUGACACGUAGGAGCAAAUGAAGGGCACAUCUCAUUAACUGAAUGAGGGUUUUUUUUUUGAAACCUGCGCAAAGAAUGCUGAUGUGUAUGUUGAUCAAUUUCAGACCCAAUGCACAUCGCACACUUGAGCUUUGUCUUUAGACCAGAAUCCAUUCCCAACAGUUACCAGAUGUGCCGCAUCCCUCGGAUGGAGUUGGAGCGGAGGGAGGUGAAGUCCGCGGCUGAGGAAUUAGCGUGUUAGACCUAGUAAGCUGGGACCCAAUCAAGAAAAAGCGUUGGUCAUGGAGAAUACUUGGCUGUUAAUGUGCACUGCAACCUAAACCGAAGAAUCAUUGCCUUGCGUACAUCCAACCCAGUUUUUUCACUCAAUCACAACAUUAACAUACUCGUCACUCCUAGUCACCAAUUUGUAGAAGUUCAGCAAGAGAAAAAAAUAGGAGGAGGAGGGGGGUUGUGUUUACGCUCAGUGGAUGCCAGAUGGCGCACUCCAUCGGUCAAGCAUGAAGGAGCGUGUACAAAAGAGCCGCCGGCGUUUACAAGCGCAGUCACGGCCACAGUAAAACUUCAGCAGAGAGGAGAUUCAUCAGCAUCCUGCGGAUUUUUAAGAAUAGACAAUCCCAUAUUUGAGCGUCUACUCAAGAAAGAGGAUUGCAUUUUCACCGACCCAAUUGCAUGCCCUUGUACUCUUCCUUGUCUGAAAUCCCACCCAUCUUAAAUUGCAGCGUGCAGGUGCAUCGUUGCUUUCAAGGCAAUCGGUGAGAAAGAGAAAGGAUAAUGGCGGUGUCCAUGGCUGUUGUGGACUCAGUCAAGCAUCUGCCAUCGCAGUCCUCGCCCAUCUCGAGACCACCAAAAAUGGAUAAAUUAACACGUGAACUUUCUAUUCGCGUUUCGAAAUCUGACAUUGAUCACUGACAUCCAAACAUACGCAUUAGAAUUUCAAUGAUGUAGAAUAUUACGAUCACAAUGUCUACAUUCUUUGCUUGAGAGAGUCAGCUGUGCAAGCUGUGCAUUUCUUUUCCUUGUUAUUAUUUUCAAUCUUUUUGUUAUUAUUAUUGUUGAAGUAUAUAUAUAUAUAUAUGAAGUUUUUUUUUUUUUUUUUUUUUUUUUUUUUGCAAAAGACAAAAAGUACGACGGGAGAGCAAUGGCUCCGCGUUUUCCGGGUAGGUGAAUCAAGGCAAGAAACUAUGACGAUUGAAGGUUGUAAUCCAGACGGCUAGCCGCAAUCGUUUAGCUCUUGUGUGCGCGAUUGACUCAUCAACUACUCAGUUUCAGUUUCUUGUUGCGCUAGAGUUUGUUCAAGGGUUGUCUUCGUUGGUUGCUCGGCUGGAAACCGCGACAACACUUAGCACUAGACAAGGAACUUAGGGUUAAAUUAGGAUUUUAAAUGGCCCACUCGUACGCACAUGCUGUUCGUUCCGUCACACUGCAUGCCCCCUCUGGAUGCGGAUAGGGACACCACCAACGCAAUUCGGAGACAAUGUGAGGGUUUAACACUUAAUCCUACCAAACCGCAACUAGAGGAGACUCUGCCAGAAGGAUUCACGAGAAACUAUGCGGGAUUUCUCAUUAAAAGCGCGAGGAAACGUAUUCACGUGUCGAAAGAAAUCGUAGCAACAGAAGAGGAGUUUCUGGAGGACUACAUUGUUGUAGCCAGCUUUCUUGGCGGUAAGCUAACUCCCCUGGCCUUUGCUGCUUGGUUGGCCAAUCUCUACUCUCAUCUUGGCAGUGGAUUAGUCGUGGCAAGUGACAACACAAGGCGUGGCUUUUUUUGCCUGAAAGCCUCCAGCAAAGAGGUGGCGCGGCAAUUACUCGCCCUCACCCCAUACAAAUCGGAGGAGAUAAUGUGCAUAUUCCAAAUGUGGUCACUGGAUUUCGACCCGAGCACGAGGAAAGGUAUGUGAAUUCCGACAUAGUUAAACCCUGAAGCGCUUACCGUGGCAGUUUUAUGGCGUGGCUAACGAAAUUGAGGCAAGUAUAGAGAAGGUACUAGCUUCGGAUGCAAAUACUGAUAUCUUUUCAUAGCCCCGUUUCUACAUAGCCCCGUUCCUACAUUGCCUUAGAUACUAGUUUGGGAUGGGAUACAGAACUGGAAAUCGCAUUCAAGCAUUAAGGCAAAUCUAUUUGGGCACAAUGUGGACAAUAGUCAACAGAAGCAGUCCCAGGUUAUAAUGUGGAUGGUUCAGAAGGCCCAGGCAGAGGGGAUAUGUGCACACGUAUGAGCAAUAAAUUCACCUCUCAGGUUAUCAA